This is a messenger RNA of Talaromyces marneffei, 1800 nucleotides long. RefSeq lists its product as uncharacterized. Bases 1 to 1800 code for a protein of 599 amino acids. NCBI's taxonomy places the organism in Eukaryota, Fungi, Ascomycota, Eurotiomycetes, Eurotiales, Trichocomaceae. The transcript has 2 exons. The record is from RefSeq and is a predicted model, not a curated record. Gene Ontology annotation, molecular function: nucleic acid binding; zinc ion binding.
AUGGCGGGCGUGUCCGACGACGAGGGCGACUCGCGCACUGCUUCAGUCGGCCAAACGCGAUCACAAUCGAAUCCUAGUCCCUCUACAUCCGGAAAGAGAAAGUCGCGAAAGCCCAACAAAUCGGCAAAGAAGGAUUUGGAAGACUUCGUGCCCCAAGGAGCGAAAUUUAGUACGACUCCGCUAGAAGUAGAUCCAGAGAACUCUACCUCAUCGUCUGGAUCCGAGUCAUCAAACAGCGACAACGAACCCGAGCACAAUAUGAACAAGCGACGAAAGAUAAAUGCCCCUGCAAUUAAUUGGAAUCAAGCAAGCCGUUCUGCUAUUCGCAUUACUCUUGGCGCGAAACCCGCAGCUGCAGUUGUGAAGGCUCCACAAGCCAAGUCAGCGUUUGAUGCAGUGAAUGAUAAGUUCUUUAGGAGCCGCAGCGCGUCUACUUCCGACGGCGAAGCACCCAGCAAGGACGAUGUUGGUGCGACCAAACCUAGCCCCAAGGCCAACAACGAGAAACCAAAAACAUACUUUGUCGAUGACUCGGAUGGUUCAGACUCGGGAGAGCUUUCUGAAGGAGAUGAUUCAAUGAUGUUGAAUAUUGGACAGCAAAGCAAUGACCAUGGCAUGGACGGCGCCCAGGAUGAUGUAGUUCUCUCCACACCUCCGUUCAUUGUCGAUGCCACUCCGAAUCUUCGCUCUACCCAACUUGAUCAACCAGAUACGCAAGAGACUGGUAGUAUUUUUUCAGAGCCCUCAAUCACGCAGCUUCCCCCGCAGUCAAAAGCCGAGGCAUUCGCCGAAUUUGCUGCAGAUUAUACAACGUCUCCGGCUAUCCUUGCAGAUCUCAAAGUCAAAGACCGUGAGAUACAAGCUCGGUUCUUCUUUUAUAACUCUAACAUUAAUGAACUCGAUUUAACGAGACCUAUCUCGUGUACGGAGUGCUUACAGGAGGGGCAUCUUGCUGCCAUCUGUCCAACUAAGGAGUGUGAGAAUUGUGGCGCUUGGAAUCUACACGAGAGUCGACUAUGUCCCUCUGUAAGACGAUGUCAGCGUUGCCGAGAAGCCGGUCACGAUUCCCACAACUGCCCAUCUAGUUUGAAAGCCUCCGCUGCGGAGACUCCAUGCGAUUAUUGUGGCUCUGAUACUCACACCGAAUUCGACUGUGAUAAAUUAUGGAAGUUUCCUAGAGCACAGCCUCUAGACGGCCCAAUCAAAGUCUCCAUAUCAUGCAGCUAUUGCACCAACAAAAACCAUUUGUUCGGAGAUUGCCCUCUCAAGAAGGUACCAUCAACGUCGAGCACAUUCUCAUUGAAAGAUUAUACCCCAUCCGUGAUUACCAACCUCAAUUCCGUGAUCGGACCUAAGAAGGCAGAUGAUCCGGGAAUGAACAUCCGUGGCCGCGCCGGGCAUCCACAAAAUACAACGCCAACCGACGAUGAAGAUACGCUAGUACUUCAUGGAAAGAGAUCCCAGCCAAACCCUCGCGGCGGGCGAGGCAAGAUCACUUUCAGAGGCGCCCUCGGCCAAAAUCGAGGUCUACAUGGACAGCAGCCUCCCCCUCCUCCGCCGCCACAGAAUCUCCCCCCUUUACCCCGUGAACCACCGCCUCCUUUUCGACCUAGAGACUACCGAGAUCGAGACGAUGACUUUAAUAGACAACGCAAACGUUCCCGUUCUCCUCCAUCUAGUUAUAGACCCUCACCGGGAGGUUUUUCAAGAGGAAACUCAGGCCCCCCUCCUCGAGGACGCGGUGGUAGAGGCCGCGGUCGUGGCAGAGGAGGCGAUCAGUACCGCCCUGGCCGGCGGUAA